AUGUUGGCCAGCCACUUCUCAGAGGAGGAGACGAAAUAUGGAUCUUCCGGCCGCUUGGUCGAUUUCGCGACAAUCGGGCUCGUCAUCCCAGUUUUUGCCAUCUUUCUGCCGAACACGAUUGUUGAGCUCGGGCCGCGGAAUUUGGCACAAUUUGCGAUUCCCGCGAUCGUGUCCAUUUUUCUGAUGGUUUCUUCCUAUAGCGAUCGAAUCGAUUGGUCGCGCUUUCGACUGAAUUACGUCGCCACCAUUUCCUAUGCCCUCUACCUCAUCCACUAUCCCGUGCUCAAAUACGCGCAACAUCUACAGCCGCGGUAUUUUGAGUCGAUUCCAGUCUGGACCAUCGCGCUUCCGGUGACAAUUCUGCUCGCAACUGCCUGUCAUCACUUCUACGAAAAACCUAUGCUGCACGCGAAGAAGAAAACGGUUUUCAUGCACGUCGUGAUCCUCUUCAUCGUCCUCUUGAUCGUCGCCAUCCAGUGGAAGCCCAUCUUCAGAACUGACCGCGGUAGAUUAGAAAGCAUUCUCGAAGCCGUCGAAACAAGCAAAAAACCUGACCGCGCCCGAAGUGCAGCCAUUGAAGCAAACAAAAAAUGGUUCAACACCUACUGGCCACCCGCCACCCUGGUCAAGGAUGGAUUCAAAAAUCAGUUUGGGCAUUACGUUUGGCCGAACAACACGGGUCAGCUGCGAGUCGUCGUCGUCGGAAAUUCGUAUGCGGUGCAACAACAAGUUAUCGUCCGCAAAUUUCUGCCUCCAAGUAUGACCGCUAGCCUGGAUGUGUAUGCGGCCGCUUCAUAUUCCAUCGUUUUCCAUCGGCAUGAAAAGCUCACCAAGCUGUUCUGGGAGGAGAUGGAGCAGAGGAAAAAGCCAAACAUUGUUUUUAUAUUGAUGCGUUACGAAGUAUAUCUUUGGCCGGACAGCGCUGUCCCUCUCCGCCCUGGCAACGACGUGGCACUCAAUUAUUGGUUGCAAGCCGUCAAUCGUCUCUCAAAAUUCGCCGACCACAUAUUCAUCUCCAGCCAUCAUCCAUUCGAGGUCUCGAAAUACUUUGGGCAAAGAAGACUUGUGCAUGAUGUCAUCGCGGCGCUGGAGAAUGGCCAGGAUUUGACCAGGCUGAAUUUUCCCUAUAACGCAGAGAAAUUUGCCGCGGAUCCGGUGCGAGUGCGGAUUAACCUGCUAUUGCAGCAAUGCAAAAAGUGCCAUUUGGUGGACAUCGAAUCGCCGUUUAUAAACAAGGAGAAGAAUUGGGUGCAGACGUACGACCGCGUGACGAACAUUGUCUACUACGACGCUUGGAACCACUACACGGACGACGCACUGAAGUUGAUUGAGCCGAACUUCGAAAAAGCGAUCCGUGCUGCUCUGCCCGAAUAUUUCCCC
Molecule: messenger RNA, 1380 nt
Organism: Mesorhabditis spiculigera
Lineage: Eukaryota; Metazoa; Nematoda; Chromadorea; Rhabditida; Rhabditidae
Source: the annotation of a GenBank genome assembly